This is a messenger RNA of Arachis stenosperma, 666 nucleotides long. RefSeq lists its product as uncharacterized. The coding region runs from base 1 to 666 and encodes 221 amino acids. The transcript has a single exon. The record is from RefSeq and is a predicted model, not a curated record. Gene Ontology annotation, molecular function: RNA binding. NCBI's taxonomy places the organism in Eukaryota, Viridiplantae, Streptophyta, Magnoliopsida, Fabales, Fabaceae.
AUGAGAGAGAGAGAGAGAAUAGAGAGAGCUGGGGUGGGAAACACAGUGAGGGGUAGUUUUAGGAAUCCGAUCAAAGACCCUAGAGUUUGGAAUCGAGAAGAGUAUCAUCGAUUGGAGACGGAGUCCUUUUCGAUCUUCUUGGAUAACAUUCCAGAAGACAUUUCUAAAAGAGAACUGUUCGAAUUGUUCAGCUGGACUGGACGCAUAAACGACAUAUACCUAUCUCGAAAACAAAAGAAUGGUAGUUUGUACAUCUUUGCGUUCGUAAGGUACACUACGAGGGGAGGAGCUUUGAAGGCCAUAACAGAGAUGAAUCGUAUGAGGUUGAGAGGUAAGGUUGUGUUUGUUGGUGAGGCAAGAUACAGGAGAAUGUCAAUUGCUAAUGGCACGAACAAGAUACAGGCAGAAGGUAUCAUUCAAAAAGAAAGUGUCGGCCAGCCACAAAAGGAGCAUAAGGAUGAUCCGGCCGUCCCAGCUAGCAGUUCUAAGAAUGUGGGAAAAGAUAAGAAGAUCCUGGAUCAACAUGGGAAUGGUUUAACAAAGAAUCUAGAAGUGGCUGUGGCGAAAGAAAAUUUGAACUGGUUGCAGAAAAGUCUAGUCGGUGGAACAACAACAGCCAUAGACUUUAGGUCUUUACAAGAUAUGGUUGCUAAGAACUUUCCGUAG